Molecule: messenger RNA, 1617 nt
Organism: Penicillium griseofulvum
Lineage: Eukaryota; Fungi; Ascomycota; Eurotiomycetes; Eurotiales; Aspergillaceae
Product: amidohydrolase
Exons: 1
Coding region: 1-1617 (538 amino acids)
Molecular function (GO): hydrolase activity, acting on carbon-nitrogen (but not peptide) bonds
Source: RefSeq, a predicted model, not a curated record
AUGGUUACAACAGUCUUCAUUAAUGGCCGUAUCUUCUGCGGCUCAUCGGGUCUUUUUGCCUCCACUCUGGUAAUCGAGGACGAUCAUGUCGCACACAUCGGCUGGGAGAACGACGACGCGGUUAUCCAAGUUCAAGCAAUAGCAUCAACGGUGGAUUUGAAGAAUCGAAUGGUCCUACCGGGAUUUAUUGACGGCCAUGUGCACAUACUUAAUUUUGGUAUGUCACUGCAGAAGCUCGACCUUCUACCUUGCAAGACCCUCGGAGAUAUCCAAGAUGCCAUCACUUUCUACGCAGCAACUCACCCCUCGGAUCCACGAAUUUUGUGCCGAGGCUGGGUUCAGUCAGUUACCGAUAGUAAAGCUCUUGCAACCGCUUUAGACGACCUAGAUCCGCGACCUAUCUACAUCGAGGCAUUGGAUCUCCACUCAACCUGGUGCAAUAAUUCAGCCCUCAAAGAGCUUGAAGUUCACUCAAAGCCCGACCCUCCAGGUGGAAAGAUUCAUCGCUACUCUGACGGCACCCCCUCUGGUUUGCUCGAGGAGGCGGCGCAAUUCGACAUUGUUUGGCCAUUUCUGGGUCGGGUCACCUCCAUGGAGAAGAAGCUGGCUGCGAUUGAUGCUGCGAUCAGUGCACAUCGACGUGCUGGAUAUACUGGGCUUGUGGAUAUGGCUAUGGAGGAGAGUGAGUGGGUGGCAUUAAAUGCAUACAGAGCCCAGCGUGGUGAGCUUCCGAUGCAUGUGGCAGUACACUGGUUGGUGCCUUACUCAAAAUGCGAUACCGAUAUCUUCAGUCAAAUUGAUCGUGUCAUUGCACUUCACCAAAACUUCAACCGUAAAAUCUCCCCGGAGUUUUGCGUCAAUGGCGUCAAGCUAAUUUGUGACGGAACUGUGGAUGGGUGUACAGCUGGAUUACACCAGCCGUAUGGCGGACUUUCCGAUAUUGUCGAUCCCAUCUGGCCUGCUAAUACCCUUGUAGUGGCUAUUCGCCGUGCUACUGAAGCGGGCCUACAGUGCGCCAUUCACGCAAUUGGGGAUCGAACAGUAGGGCAGGCCAUUGACUGUUUAUCCCAAAUCGAAGACCUGCCAGCAUGCCGUCAUCGCAUUGAACAUUUAGAGAUAACAACCCCCGAAGAUGCAAAAAGGCUUGGCCAACUUGGAAUCGUGGCCUCAGUCCAGCCCGUUCACCUAGACCCGGCGACUUUUGACGCCUGGCCAGAGAUGCUUGGGAUUAAGCGUUGUAAGCGGGCUUUUGCUUACCAGGAGUUCAUCGAUGGAGGGGCUCAUUUGGCCUUUGGGACCGAUGCUCCCACUGCAGAACAUUACGCACUGCCCAAUCUCUACGUGGCUACUACUCGGCGGUCGUCCAUCAACCCCUCUUCACAAGAUACCGUCAAUCCCGAGUUCGGGGUUUCCCUCGCAACCGCCAUCUCAGCAGCUACUGCGGAGGCUGCAUAUGCGUCUUUUUCGGACUCAUGGACAGGGACUCUGCGUCCGGGAUACAAGGCCAAUUUUGUCGUCCUUGACAUGGUCUGGGACAUAGAAUCGCUUUUAGAAGCGCGAGUGUGCCAAACCUGGUACAAGGGAAAGAAGGUGUUUGAUGAAGAGGAUGGCUUGUGA